GGGGGAGGAAAGAGGAAAAGGAGGAAGCAAGAUGGCGGAGGCUUCCCCGCAGCCGGGACGGUAUUUUUGCCACUGCUGCUCGGCCGAGAUUGCGCCGCGCUUACCGGAUUAUAUUUGCCCAAGGUGUGAAUCUGGUUUUAUUGAAGAGCUGCCCGAAGAACCAAGAAAUGUUGAAAAUGGGUCCAGUUCUUCAGCCUCAACCAGUGACCAGGCCAGACAUCCGUUUGAGAAUGUAGAUCAGCCCCUCUUCACCCUCCCGCAGGGCUACGGCCAGUUUGCCUUCGGGAUAAUCGAUGACAGUUUUGAGUUCCCAGCUUUUGGGUCCAACACACAAACAGAAGAUAACCGCGAUGCUGAAAACAGGCGGGAGAGGGAACAUCAGUCUCGGCACCGAUAUGGAGCCAGGCAACCUCGGGCUCGUUUCACCGCACGACGGGCGGCUGGCAGACACGAGGGAGUCCCCACACUAGAAGGAAUUAUCCAGCAGCUGGUCAAUGGAAUUAUAGCACCGACCACGAUACCAAACCUUGGAGUAGGACCUUGGGGAGUCUUGCAUUCAAAUCCCAUGGACUACGCUUGGGGCGCCAACGGCUUGGAUGCCAUUAUUACUCAGCUCCUGAAUCAAUUUGAAAACACCGGCCCACCUCCUGCAGACAAGGAGAAGAUUCAGGCCCUUCCAACCAUUCAUAUAACAGAGGAACAUGUCGUUUCGGGACUGGAAUGUCCUGUCUGUAAGGAAGAUUAUGAAGUUGGUGAGAGCGUGCGACAAUUACCCUGCAAUCACCUCUUCCAUGAUGGCUGCAUAGUCCCGUGGCUGGAACAGCAUGACACCUGCCCAGUGUGUCGGAAAAGUUUAAGCGGGCAGAACACAGCCACAAACCCACCUGGACUCUCCGCAAUGAAUUUUGCUUCCUCCUCGUCAUCUUCCUCCUCCUCCUCUUCCUCCAGUUCACCAAGUAACGAAAACUCCGCAAACAACUCAUGAAUCUUUAAAAAAAAAAACAAGCAAAAAAAAAAACAACCAACCAAACAAACAAACCGUCGCCACUCUCAUGCUCUUUUUCUAAUGUCAUAGCCCUUCCUUGCUCCCCCCACCACCCCACCUCACCAGGGGGAAAAUCUGUGGGGUGGGGGAUGUCCAGCACAGAGCCGUGGGGAGGGGGCUGGGAACGGGAAAUCUCCACACACUUCCCCCGCCCCCCCCACACCUCAACCAUCAUAACUCCAAGACCCUCUUGACUUCCCGCUCUCUUGCCUCCUGCCCCCGCCCUCUGCCCCCCCACCCUCGACGUUUGGUGUUCAAUCUUGCAUUCUCUCAAGGGACAAUGCGGGGGAGGGGGGUAUGGGUGGUGGUGGGGGGAAAGAGCCUCUAAACUUGUGCUGCUGUGCAGACUCUUUAAAACCCGGCCCGACUGCGCUGUGUGACGAGCGGCAGGGAGUCGAAACGCGAAACAAGCACUGGAUUUAAGGGAGACCGGAGUUCCAAAGGGGCGUUCCAAAAACGGAUUGUCUAUCCCUUUCUCUUUGUUCUUUUUUUUU
This is a messenger RNA of Pseudonaja textilis, 1539 nucleotides long. It is a transcript of the gene RNF126, whose product is annotated as ring finger protein 126. Gene Ontology annotation, cellular component: cytoplasm. The record is from RefSeq and is a predicted model, not a curated record. NCBI's taxonomy places the organism in Eukaryota, Metazoa, Chordata, Lepidosauria, Squamata, Elapidae. Gene Ontology annotation, molecular function: ubiquitin protein ligase activity. Gene Ontology annotation, biological process: protein ubiquitination.